Molecule: messenger RNA, 3975 nt
Organism: Linum trigynum
Lineage: Eukaryota; Viridiplantae; Streptophyta; Magnoliopsida; Malpighiales; Linaceae
Source: the annotation of a GenBank genome assembly
GUGAUGUCGAUUUAGUAAGUGAAAUGAUCCUACCAGGAUACAAUCGAUUUAUGCCAAUUUUUUAACAAAAUAUGCAUAGAAAGUAGAGUAUUAUUGAAAGCAAAUGAAAUAUGCAUAUAUGUAACCUAUCUCAAUUCAGUCUCACUACAAUUUACAUAAAACAUUUAAAUAAACCGUAACAUUAUAAACAAAAUGAGAAAAUCUCAUAUUUAAAUAUACGCUAUGUAAUAGCGCUAUGUACUAAGAGUCAUAAAAGUAGAAUUACAGACUAAAAAAUUAUUUAAGACAAUCCUCAAUUAAGGAAUAAAAAUUUGAGAUCAAGUAAAAUCAAUCAAAAGUUAAAUAUGACAACUAGUGAUUGAGCAUUUUUGUCCAUUUUUUCUUCUAAAUUCAGUGCAGUUUUUUUUUAUAUUCAAAACGAUGCACAAUGCACAGAAUUUAAAGGAGAGUGUAAAAGUGUGGGAGUUAAGCUUAACAUGUAGUUUAAUUUCUUAUUUAGUUUUUUAUUUUUUUUUAUUUUUUGGUCAUCCCAUGAGAGUGUGUUAGGUCUUCCUUUCAGUUUUUCUAUCAUUUUCAAUUGACCCGCGUUUCUUUCGUUUCAAAGUGAAUUUGGAUAUUUUGGACAUAGAAAUCAUAUUUUAUGUAAUCUAUAUAACGAUAUUCAUUUUGAUAUAUGUUAAAAAAUAAAUAAUAAGACCAUGACUCACGAGCACGAGUAUACAAACCAUGUCCCUAUUUAACAAAAUUACUAGAAACAUCAAUAUCACUAAGUUUUGUACCUCCAUAUAGGAUUGACGCAUAUACCAUCAUAACUCAUGGAGCAAGUUCAAAUUUUACAGUGUUACUAAACUAUACAAAUAUGAUUCAGAUUUCUAACCAUAAUGCAUAACAGAUUCAUGCAAUGUCUAAAACACUAUCGUUGAGUAUAAAUCAAAUUAAUUAUCUUAUCGGUAAAAAUUCGCCUACCGACCAACUGGCCGGGUUCAAAGCUAGUGUCAUUGAAAAUGGAAGUACGACAAGUUGUGUGAUCAAAUUGCUCUUUAGCUCUCCCCGAUCUUUUUUUUCUUUUUCAAUUCUUUUUUUCAUUAAUACAAAGGGCUUGACCUUUUCGGCCUUUCUCCAUUGCCUUCCUCUCAAUCUCUCUUCGCAGUCCGCAGUCGCAGUGGCUGGUCACUAAUAACGAUGACGGCGACGUUAUCUCCUGAUAGCAACAUUAACUCUCCCCUCGCCCACGAGAGCACUUAGCCGGCGCUAACUCAAGAGAUUUCAAGGUUCCUUUUCGGGGUUUCAAGCAGAGCACUCGCGCAUCAUCAAUCUGCCUUGGUGACACAGCAGCUAAAGGUACAACCCUUUUCAGUUCGUGCAAUUGAUAAUGGCCUAGCUUAAUUCUAAGUUUCUAAUCAGCUGGAUGUGAAUGUACGAUACCCCAAUUGCUGGUUGGAAAUUCGGUUGUGUUUCGGUUCUCAGAUUCCUGUCAUUAUACUUAUGGUACUUCACCCCUGCUAUUGUAUCUAUGCACUUCACUGCUACUCGCUAAUGACAAUUGCGUAUGUAUGUAUGUAAUUGUUAUGUCUUUGAAAGUUUGAAACUUUGCUUACUGAAAGUUGGAAUCUUUGAUCUUGGUGUUCUGCUCCUUUGCUCAUGCUUGUCUCUUUUCGGUUUAAUUGUUUGGAGAUUUGCUGAUGGGUAUAAGAACAUAAUUGGUGGUGCUGUACUAUCUGAUUUAAUUUGCUCUUGAGGAAACAAGUAGUUGACGCCAGUCUAGGCAUUUGGAGGAAUAAUCGUCUCAUAAGGAACUUGCACUAAUGGCUAUACUAGGCAGCUCAAGAAAAUCGAGUUUUGAUGAAACUUGGGUUGGGCUCAAUGAUCUGGAAUUGUGAUUUUUCUUCUGUUAUUUUUGUUUCCUUUGACUGGUUCGUGAAGCGAUUUCUUCACAUCUAGAUGAAAAGGUGUAGUAAGUUGAUUUUAUGAUCUUUAUCGAUAGGCAGGGGCAAUCAUUCUGGAAAACUGAGAAUGCUGUCAUUGUAUUCAUCAGACAAAGGAAAGGAACAGCAGCAUUGCUUGUGGAUGGGAAGAGUGGAUGAAUAACUAAGGAACAGCGGAGCAGUGGAAACACAAGAGAGAGGAAGUUGGAAAUGGGCACAAUGAACAAGCUAAGAUGGGCGAUGGACGGAGGGUCUUGGGACCUGGACAUCUCAACUCCAGUGACCCUAGAAGGAGAGGCUAGGGCGGUACCUGGAUAUCCUCUCCCUCUUGGGGUUUCCCGUGGGACGAAGCUGUCCAGGCCUAAGCAGACUGAUUUCUUCCAGCGGUUCAUGUUUGCUCCUUUCCUACCUUCCUAUUCCUAUUCUCCAGCCUCCAGCGGUCACUCGUUUUCACUCCAACGUUGUCUAACCAUCCCUUUAUCUCAGGACUGGUUUGCCGCAUUGCAAGGCCAAUUCAAUCUUCACAAGUUUGUAUCCUCCUUAAGAAAGCAGAUAACCUUGCUUCGAUCUUCUGAUUCCCAGACUGCAUCCCUCAUCCCUGCCAUUUGUGCAUGUCUUCGUGACAAAUCAUUGUAUGCACUUGGCAUCUAUUCUGAGCUCUUACUAACCCCUCAAGACACUCUUGUUCUCAGCUCGGACGCCAAUGGCAAUAACGAUAUGCCACCUCGUCGCAAGGCAGUCCUCCAUCACGAGUUCCCUAAUCACAAUCUCACUUUGGAGGCAGCUUCCCCUGCCCUCUUCCUGGACAACUCUGGAAACUAUUGGGACGUACCUUUGUCUCUCGCCCUUGAUCUUGCAUCCAUUCCUUCCUACUCUGGUGCCAGUUACCAUUUCUGUAUGCGUCAUAUAGCUGGAUUGCCAAAGCUGUUUGAAGGUGGCAACGACAACGCUGGAAAGAUGAUUCCUGCUACACUGCUACCUGGUAUUACUCUCAGACAUGCCAUCUCCUUCAAGAAAAAUGUAGAAAUUUGGAGGGGUGAAGCUAAGAAGUUGAGGAUGGUGCAACCAUUUGACAUCUUCCUAUCUAAUCCUCAUAUUUCGGCAUCUGGUAUCAUAGGUGCUGUGAUGACGGCCUCUCAUGGAGACAACUCGGCUGGGUCAGAAGUGGAUGAUUUGCAAAGCACUGCAGCUGGAUUCUCCUAUCGAUCUCAUGCCCUCAAAUCUGCAGUUCAUGCUGACAUGUUUUCGUCUGUCUCUUUCAUGGCUCAGCAUGGAAGUUUCCAGAAGUGGUUCCUAGAUCUCACACGGCUCCAUGUCCGUCUUGAUUUCCCUUCUGGCCGCAAAUUUCUUUCAGGUGCCACUCAAUUAGCACAUGAUUUCGUCAACUCUCAACAACCGACUAAUAAAGCAAUUGAAGCCAUUACCCCCAAUGCAACUAUUUCCCUUCAACAGCAGAUUGUUGGGCCGUUUAGCUUCAGAGUUGAUUCUAGGGUCUCCGUGGAGUUGAAAAACCAGACCGAUUGGUGUGUGCAUGCACAUGACACAGUGUUCGCGAUCGAGUAUGCCCUACAAGUCCUUGGUUCAGCUAAGGCAAUUGCAUGGUAUUCGCCCAAGCAGCGGGAGUUCAUGGUGGAGCUCCGGUUUUUCGAGACGUAAAGCAAACUAGCUGCUACGGAGAUCCCAUUUUUGUUUUGUAAUCUGUUGAAUGUAAGUAAUUGAACAGAAAGUUUCAGAGAAUGUAAUUUGCAGCUAUAUCAGAGCGUGAUUCAGUCAUCAAUGGAUUAUGCAAUAGGACUUGGCAGGCUGAUCAGGUAGGUAGUAUUCAAACAGAAUGAUUAACUUGAAUAUUAUCUUCCAAUGGUUUCUUUCUACAUUACCCAAAUCACCUCCAUUGUUUAUCAAACUGAUGUAAAUUAUCUUCAGAUCUGGUUGCCAAAAUCUUCAACAUUCCUCCUUCAGUUUCAGAUUUGUUUAUACAUGUUUGUUUCACUUACCUAGUUGACUUGCAUAUUUGACACAAAGCAGAUAAGAAUAAAGAAAAAAUCUUCUC